AUGCCACUGCCUGUAUCAUUCGAGGUAGCCAGACUGGACGCACAGAUUUGGAUGGCCAGGAAGGUGAGGAUUGUGUUUAGCAGCGGUUCGCAAAGCACCGCCUUGGGCAGCAGCGGUCACCCCGCGAUGGUAGCAUCCGUCGUCUCUCGACCCAUCACCCAGGUUAUCGAAACAGGAGAAGAAGGAAGCCAAUUCCUGUAUCGAAUUACUUGGCCGAGGACGUUGCAAUCCAAGAGCAAUGCACAACCGCUGUAUGAGUAA
Messenger RNA from Danaus chrysippus (African queen), 261 nucleotides. The record is from the annotation of a GenBank genome assembly. NCBI's taxonomy places the organism in Eukaryota, Metazoa, Arthropoda, Insecta, Lepidoptera, Nymphalidae.